CCAAUCCUCACACGGGUCAGCAUCUAAAACUCUUCCAACAGUGGUAAAGAAUGUUAUAUGAUGUAGGAUAAGUAAGUGUAAAUCCAUUUCCUGAACAACCAAGCUUAAGGAACUCUGGGAUUAUUUUAUCUGGAAGGAAGUCAAGGCUAAGUGGGCUUGGAGGAGUGUACACAUGAAGGACAAAGAGAUCAAGAAGUUAUAUGAGCAACAUCGUUUAGAGACAAUGAAGGUUAAUUGGAGUUUUAUCUUGCUUAUCUUGAAGAUGACUUUUGCUAUCUUGUUCAUGCUAUUCCAGUUUGACAGCCAGAUAGACUCAGCUUAUAGGAAGAUGAUCCCUUUGAUUGUGUUCUUAUUUCUGUUUAUACUUGAAUACCUUAUCAAAAAGAGCUCUUUCGUUGUGAAGUACGGAGCCAUUGCUGUUGUUUUUGUCCUUGGAGGACUUCUUAUCAAGAGGAACUUGGAAGUCCCUGAGCUCAGGCUUUAUGAAGGAUUCUUGUUUCAUAUUUCCAUAUGCUUCUUGCUGUCAACUUGUCUGAUAAUUGACUGGAAGGUAUCUACAUUGGCAGUCAUAGUUGCCUAUGGUAUGAUUUAUAGUUGACUUACACAUUACUAUAAAGAUGUUCCUAAUUCAAUCAAGGUCGCAAUCUUUUCAGCUUUAGUAUGAUUCGCUUUCAAUGCUUUCUUGAUUUCAAGAACUUUCAAGCUCGAGUUCCUCUCAACUUAUCAAGCCAAACAAGUGUCUUAUCAGUUGAACAAAGUCUUGCAGGGAUUGCCCGAAGGAGUCAUCCUUAUUGACAGUCCCAAAGACAAGAUCAAGUUUUUCAACAAGAAACUCAGCCAGACUUUCGACCCUGUCAUGUUUCAGAGCCAGGCCAACCAAAUCGAAAAACUCCAGAGGAUGAGACAUGCCAUUGACCAGGACUUCGAAGCGAUGUGUCAGAAAGCUGAAGUGGGUUUGCUUGGCAUGCAGGAUUCUCAGAAGUUCACAUCCAACAUUCUGAGCAAACUUUGUGUCAAAGUCAAGACCACAAAAAUCGAAGAAGCCAAGGGUUCAGAACCCAAUGAUCACAAAGACAGCUACGAACAGUUCAGUUUGCUGGAGUUCUUGUGAGACGAGCGCGAACUCAGUCUGAUGGGUGAGAAUGCUGGCAGAAGCACCAAAGUCUCGAUCUCGUAUAACUCCAACUUGUUGCCGAGUGAAGGAGAGCUUGAGUACAGAGACUUCAUUGUGAAGACUUCCAAGGUCAAUACUACAGAGUGUAAAGAUGGGAACCACACAUUCUUGCAAAUGUUCAUUGACACGACUCAAAUAACACAGCUGGAGGAGGCUAAAGCACAAAGCAACUAUCAGAGGCAGAUGUUGUCUAAUGUGUCACAUGAGUUCAGGACACCCCUCAAUUCUAUGUCGCUAUCUUUGCUUUUAAUGAAAGAUGAUGUUGCUGCUACUUCCUCCAGAUUUCAUAGAAUAGCCACUUCGUCAUGAGACAUUCUCAAAGGCCUUGUUGAAGAUAUUCUUGACUUCUCCAAACUUGAAGCUGGAGUUUUCCAGAUCGAAGAAUCUGUCUUCACGUUUGCUGAACUGUUCGAUGAUACCCAGGCCAUCUUCGAAAUGCAGACUGCCAUGAAGAGAGUCAGCCUGUCCUUCCACAUGGAUGACCAGCUUCAGGGUCUCAAGGUCAAGUCUGACAAGCAGAGGCUGAAGCAGAUUUUGUUGAACUUGCUGUCAAACGCUACCAAGUUCACUGACAGAGGCUCCAUCAGUGUCGACCUCAAGGUGAAGGAAUCAGUUCAUACCCUUGUACAAGAUUUCUGGUCUAGAAAUUUCGAUUCCCUUCAAAGUAUUUCUUAUGAAAUCCCUGAUGAAAGGUCUAAUGAUUGAGUUUUGUCCAACCCUGGGAGCUACAGCUUCGAAUUUUUACCUUCGAAAUCUGAUGAGAGUAUUGAAGAACCUACUCUAAAACAAAGGAUUUCAGAAACAUCACAGGAGGAAGAAAUUAUAGAUGAUCUAUCUGACUAUCAUAAAGAACUCUGACUUGAAAUGACAGUUACAGAUACAGGACUCGGUAUCCCUGACAAAGACCUACCCUCGCUGUUCAAACUCUUCGGCAAGACCAGUUCCAACCACAACCGGAACAAGACUGGGACUGGGCUUGGCCUGACCAUUUGCAAGAAGUUGUGCGAGAAGCUAGGAGGGAAGAUCAGCUUGAAGUCAAAAGAAGGAGUUGGUACAAAAGUCACCUGUGAAUUCUUAUGCUUCUAUUAG
This is a messenger RNA of Moneuplotes crassus, 2263 nucleotides long. NCBI's taxonomy places the organism in Eukaryota, Ciliophora, Spirotrichea, Euplotida, Euplotidae. The record is from the annotation of a GenBank genome assembly.